This is a messenger RNA of Ruditapes philippinarum (Manila clam), 1644 nucleotides long. RefSeq names its product capping protein-inhibiting regulator of actin dynamics-like. The transcript is spliced from 7 exons. Lineage: Eukaryota; Metazoa; Mollusca; Bivalvia; Venerida; Veneridae. The record is from RefSeq and is a predicted model, not a curated record. Bases 289 to 732 code for a protein of 147 amino acids.
AUUAGAUAAAACAUUUAUUUAUCACAUUUCGAAGCUGUUUAAAGUUCACAUAAAUAAUGCUUUUGUAUGAACUCGAGUUAUUUAUUAAAACCCCUAGAAAGCAAAGAAAUAUACAUCUUAUCUUAUAAGAUACUGAUUAUUGCUAUACAAGUUCGAUCUAGUCCUUCGUUUAUUCGGAAAUCAUUAUAUCGAUGCUGUCCGAAAUUAUAAUCAUCUUCGCAUUCAAAAUUCGUUUUCAUUUUUUUAGAAGUCGAGGUUUAUACAUUCACCAAAAACUAACGUCAGAAAAUGGAUUUAAUAAAUGCAGCGGUAAACGUGGGCAAACAUUUAAUGGGUGGUCAUCCGUGUGAACAGAAACAUGCUCAUAACAAUGAGGAGGAUGCAAGAAUAUGCAAUAAGAACGCGGAAAGAGAGAGGCAAAAAAUAGAGAAAAGAAGUGCUGAGAAAGAUGAACUACAAAAGGAAAACAAAAAUCUAAGGGAUGAACUAAAUGUACUGAAACUGGAUCAAGUAAGAGAGAUGCAAAAAAUAGAGAAAGAAAUUGCUGAGAAAGGUGAACUACAAAAGGAAAACCAAAAACUAAGGGAAAAACUACAUUUUGAGAAACAGGAUCAUUUAAGAGAGAGGCAAGACAAAGAGAAAGAAAUUGCUGAGAAAGCUGAACUACAAAAGGAAAACCAAAACCUAAAGGAUAAACUAAGGACUACAUCACAGUGCUGUGUGGUUUCCUAGACAACAAAAGGAACAUAACCAAGUCACAGCUGAAAAAUAAAAACUUUUUUAAUUUAGUUUAUAUCUCAUAGAAUACAUCUCAUAUUGCUUUUUCAUAUUUCUUUGAUCAAGUUUUUUUUUUUAAUAUAUCGUCGUGCUAGUAUAAUAAGGUCCUAAGUGCCAUUAUGUAACAUUGCGGGAAAUCGAGCUUUAAAUUUUAGUUAACAGAAAAAUGUUACUGGACCAUGUAAUGAUGGAGAUUUUUUGCAUGAAUCAUUAAUAUGUUCUAUCAUAACUUGCAAACAAAGAUUUUACACGAUAUCUUUAGAGAUAUUUUCUAAAACCGGAUUUUUCAUUUUGAGAUAGAGCUUUUUGCUUAUUUGUACUUGCCGGAAGCUUAGAAUUAUGUUGCACCCGGAGAUAGAGCAUUUUAAAACUGCCUAGGAUAAUAUGAACUAGGAUAUAGGAUAUUUUAAAACUAAUAAAUAUGUUCAAUUCUAAUGAAAACAAAUAGGAUUAUUAUGGUAUUUGUAUAAACAAACUUAAAAUUCUGGUCAAUAAUUGUAUUUUUAUCUUUCAGAUACACAUUUUGAUAUAACUUGUGACAAAGAAAUAAAUUUGAAUAAAUUAUUUCACCUGUUGGCAUCAGUAACAUACAGGUUUUGUAAUAGAUCGCAAUAAACUACUUGUACUUUACCUGCAUUGUGAAUUUUUACAAAACUGAAACAAAAGAUUUCAACACAAUCACUUUAAAUAUUUAUCAUAUAACUAUAAGGCAAUAGUUUUUCCAACCUAAAAAAAUUCUGCAAUAUUAACGAACAAAAACACUUUAUUCACUUAGUUACAGACAAAAACUGAAUAUAAAAUCAACUCUCUGAUAAAAUGGAAAUUUUAACAUGUUUAUCUGUUACUUUGUCUUGAAUUAAUUCUUGA